Messenger RNA from Quercus lobata, 432 nucleotides. RefSeq lists its product as uncharacterized. The record is from RefSeq and is a predicted model, not a curated record. Lineage: Eukaryota; Viridiplantae; Streptophyta; Magnoliopsida; Fagales; Fagaceae. Bases 1 to 432 code for a protein of 143 amino acids. The transcript has a single exon.
AUGGCCAAUAAAGAUUGGAUUGGGAAAUUUCAAAUGAGCAAAGUUAUACACCUAUCAGCAUAUGCUUCGGAUCAUUUACCAAUUCUUUUACAUGUUCAAUCUUUUGUUCCACAAAUACGUGAGAGAGGAUUUAAAUUUGAGGAGUCUUGGCUACUUAUGGAGGAUUGUGAAGCUACGGUAAAGGGGGCUUGGGGUGGUGAGCUGGCUGUUGAGCAGGGAUUAGCUUCAACCUUGAAGAAAAUACAAGCUUGUGGAUCGGAAUUAAUGAGGUGGGGCUUGACAAGAACAACUUUGGAUGAAGAAGCUAUUAAACAAAUCCAAAAGAGGUUGGACAGAUUAAAUGAAGAGGAGAUGAUUACUGAUAGCAAGGCCGAAUACCUAGAGCUAAACAAAAAGAUGGAUGAGUUUCUCCAAAAACAGGAAAUUUACUAG